This is a messenger RNA of Xylaria bambusicola, 2777 nucleotides long. Its product is annotated as CrcB-like protein-domain-containing protein. Gene Ontology annotation, biological process: fluoride transmembrane transport. Bases 479 to 2053 code for a protein of 524 amino acids. Lineage: Eukaryota; Fungi; Ascomycota; Sordariomycetes; Xylariales; Xylariaceae. The transcript has 2 exons. Gene Ontology annotation, molecular function: fluoride transmembrane transporter activity. Gene Ontology annotation, cellular component: membrane. The record is from RefSeq and is a predicted model, not a curated record.
CAGAUAAGAUACCUAGACACUUUAGUUACGAUGUUGUAAUGAAACAGCAUAUAAAAGUGGGAGGGUGAAUAUGUAGAUAUCAUUGCCACCACGUCUUCAGUUAAGUACAACUAUCGAUGUGCGGCGAGAGGGGUAUGGUACAUAUGAGGCUGUUGCAAGUACUUCAACUUCUUACCUUACUUCGUAUGUACAUAGUACGGAGUAAGGUACCUACUAGGGAAGGGAAGACAUGGAAAGAAAUUGUCCUCAUAUUAUGUAAUAGGUACAUACAUUCAUUGCUUCCCACCACCCCCAUAUGUAUAGCCGGUUUUUCAACAUGGAACCUCUUUCAAGGUCGUCAGGAAGCCUGAACGAGAACCACUAAUUAGCGGAUGGAGGAGGAUGCCACGGGCGUCAGCUGGGCAGCCUAUGCGUACUGAGUACAUCGAAUCGCCCUUCUUCGUCGCCAUACUCUCCGUCUGGGCUUACCGAAUCAGGCAUGCCGUCCGGGCUCACGCGCGGAACCACGCUCCGGUCCGCUCCUGACCAAGACGCCACGCCGUCACCGCGCCCCAAUGCCCAGAAUGACCCGAGCACCGGCGGGCCAGUACAGCCAAUCGCCUCACCGGCCCGCCGUCCUUCCAAGACGGCAUCUGGCUAUGAGGCUCCAGAGUCCUACCUCAACCUUCCCGAGGUCGAGGAUGUGCCCAUCAUCCAAGACCGAAACGAAUUGUCUCGUCUCGACAGCCAGUCUAUCGAAGAGCUUGCAUCUCGUCUUCACGCAGAUAGGGCGGCUCCCGGUACAAGACGAGACUUACUUGGCGAGAGUCAACUCCCACAGGGUGCCUCCCCUGCCCAGUCUCCUGACGAUGAUGCCGAUGCGGUAAUGGCACCACUCUCUCAGUGGGCCACAGAGUUCUACACCGUUUCGUAUCUCAUCCUGUUCGCCAUCUUAGGCACUCUAGCACGCCUAGGUCUGCAAGCCUUGACAUUCUAUCCCGGCGCUGCCAUUCCUUUUAGCUCCGUGUGGCCCAAUUUCGCCGGUACCCUGGUCAUCGGCUUUUUGACCGAAGACCGCAUGUUGUUCCGGUAUGAGCGAGACAAUAUGCCAAUAUCCGGCCAGCAAUCAAUCAUGUUAAAGGCCGAUGACGACGUGUCGGGAUCCCCUCAUGCCUGGCGCGUAGCCCAGGAUCUCGCCGCCGCGAAGAAGGCUCACCUGAGUGUUAAAAAGACAAUUCCGCUCUACAUCGGGCUGGCUACUGGCUUCUGCGGCUCGUUCACCUCCUUUUCCUCUUUCAUACGGGACAUCUUCUUGGCCCUGUCUGACGACUUGCCGAUCCCAGAUGGGGCUUCGACGCCGCGCAACGGAGGCUACUCGUUCCUAGCCCUACUCGCCGUCACCAUUGGCACCAUCUCGCUCUCUUUCUCGGGAUUCUACCUCGGGGCCCAUCUAGCCGAGGUAUUAGAGCCUGUGACGCCAUCGAUUCGGUAUCCGUUGUCCCGCAAGUUCCUCGACCCGCUCGCUGUGGUGCUGGGCUGGGGCUCCUGGAUCGGUGCCGUCGUCCUCUCAAUCGUUCCGCCUGACAGGUAUAGCAACCCGGGCUCGUCCGAAUUCUGGCGAGGCCGCGCCACCUUCGCCCUCGUAUUCGCGCCUCUGGGCUGCCUCGCGCGGUUCUACGCCUCGGCUCGUCUCAACGGGCGCGUCGCGGCGUUCCCGCUGGGCACGUUCGCCGUGAAUAUCGCCGGCACAGCGAUCCUCGGGGUGGCCUGGGAUCUGGCCCACGUCCCCACGGGCGGCGUCGUCGGAUGCCAGGUCCUCCAGGGCAUCCAAGACGGGUUCUGUGGGUGCCUAACAACUGUGUCCACGUGGGUCGUCGAAUUAGCGGUUCUUGGGCGCCGAAAGGCUUACGUGUACGGAGGCGCAAGCGUCAUUACUGCUUUGGUGCUCUUGAUUGCUAUUAUGGGGGGGUUGCGGUGGAGUCAGGGGUUCUCAACCCUGAUUGUGGUAACUUGGGUUAGCUCUGAAGCUAUUUGGAAGGGACAGGUUCAAAAGUGUAGAUUCGCUUCACAAUAGGUGGACUGUAUAGUCUCUUUCUUUCUUUUGACUGUAAACUACGCCUGCAAAUUUGUUGUUUCGCAAAUAUAUAGGGUUCUUGUUACGUGGCGGAUCAAUAAUCUGCUUCAUAGAGGUGGUUAUACACGCCGUAAUGAUCGUGCCCGGCAUAAUGGGGUUUUGCUCUAGAUUAGGGUGUUGCAGUAACAUACAGUGAGUUUAGAUGUGCAGGGUCUCGACUUGAUAACCUCGUUCUAUGUUUUGAUAGCAUAGCGGUUUAGUAUUAUACUCCUAUUCUGUUCCGUAACAUAGGGUUAUCCAACCUUUUAUCAGGUUUAUACCAGAGCUUACACGAAGUUUUAUCCGCAAUGGGACUGCUUACUAUGGUCACAGAGAUUCAUGACGCAUCAGCUCUGAAAGCUUUCGAUUGCUGGGCUAGCCCGGGUAUAUCAACAUGAUGUCCUGAUAUACCGCUCAAUAUAUGAAACUAGGCCGAGGGACUACCAGUGCCAAGCGAGAACGCGUACGGGAGUCGGUAUUACUUAACCUCCGUCUCUCCGCUCGUUCGUCCGCUUGUCCGCUCUUUCUAGAACGAAUAGCCUCCCAUCGCUAACAUUGAGGUUGCAUGUCAGGGUCGCAGCAUGGGGCAGGCUAGUGAGUCCUAUUGUUACGUAAGCGUUUCUCAACUUUCCGGCGCACAAAGCUAAGCUAUACGGGGAGGGGUUUCUUCGUUACCUUACAGCCA